Messenger RNA from Schistocerca piceifrons (Central American locust), 5112 nucleotides. RefSeq names its product NACHT and WD repeat domain-containing protein 2. The coding region runs from base 1 to 5112 and encodes 1703 amino acids. The record is from RefSeq and is a predicted model, not a curated record. Gene Ontology annotation, molecular function: protein binding. The transcript is spliced from 29 exons. Lineage: Eukaryota; Metazoa; Arthropoda; Insecta; Orthoptera; Acrididae.
AUGGAUGAUCGAACAAUAGACUUAAUUUUCUCCGGGUCCCUUGAGAGUCUACCUCCUGUGAGUUCAAAAAUUGUGAGGAUAUUCACAAGCUCCACGUUCACUGAUACAACUAUGGAGCGAAACACUCUUAUGGCUCAGUGUUAUCCGCGACUGAAAGACUAUUGUCGAGAGAAACACGGACUGGAAUUUCAGGUGGUAGACAUGCGAUGGGGAGUCCGAGACGAAGCCACCGACGAUCACAUGACAACCGAGUUGUGCAUGAAAGAGAUUGAAAACUGCCAGAGACUUUCCAUGGGUCCAAAUUUUGUGGUGUUCCUGGGCCAGAAGUACGGCUACCGGCCGAUCCCGACGUACAUCAUCUCAUCGGAACUGCAGAUGCUGCGGGACGAGUUGGCCAACACGGGGAACGACGUAUCGCUGCUGGACACGUGGUACCGUAAGGACAGCAACGCCGUGCCGCCAGUCUCCGUGCUGCAGCCCAUCUCUUCCAUACUCAUCAACUUCAACAACAAGAGGGUGCCGAAGCUACAACAGCACGACCAGGCGCUGUGGUGGGACACUUUGGCCCGCAUGCAGAAGCUGCUGCGCAAGGCGGCGCAUGCGCUCUACAGUGCAGAGAAGAUUGACAAGGAUACCAUGCACAACUACUUCAUGUCUGUGACAGAGAGAGAAGUUAUAAAUGGUAUCUUGAACGUUAAGAAUACUAAAAAUCAUUGCCUGGCCUAUGUGAGAUAUAUAAAUAACAUAAACUUACAAAAUUUGAAGAAAGCGUCAUUGUUCUUAGACAUUCUAAACAGAAGUUUAGACAAUGAGGCCUCGAGACUUUUGGCAAAUCUCAGGGACGAACGUCUGCCAAAUAAAAUUGAGUCUACGAACUUACAACGGUAUACUGUCGAAUGGAUUGGACGUGAAGGUUUAGACACGGAAACACACGAGGAAUACCUACAGCACUUUAUUACGCAUUUUUAUAAAAAUAUCACAAAACUUGUGGAUAGAGCAAUGAGAAAAGAAGACUCAAGUGCUCAAGGACAGAUCGUCACCGAAAUAUUACAGCACUUACAUGCGUGUAAUAAUUCAGUGAAGGUGUUUUAUGGGAGAGAAGAUGACCUGGAGCGUAUCCAGAUGUACAUGACUGGGGAUUCGGAGAAGCCACUGGUACUGUACGGAGAAGGAGGCUGUGGCAAGACGUCUCUGCUGGCGAAGGCGGCCAGCCUCACAUCUACGGAGUGGUUCCGCGGCCGCAAGCCCAUCAGCGUCAUCCGCUUCCUGGGCACCACCCCCGACAGCAGCGCACUCACGCCCACGCUCAUCUCCAUAUGUCAGCAGAUUUCAUACAACUACAUGCUUCCAUUUGAUGACAUUCCUGUGGAUCUGGUGCCUCUGACAGCACACUUUAAGUACUUACUGAACAACGCGACCAAAGAGCAACCGCUGAUCCUGUUCCUGGACUCAGUGGACCAGCUGACAGGCACACAGGAUGCCAACAAGGUUUCCUGGCUGCCGUUGCGCCUGCCUCCCAAUUGCAAGCUGCUGGUAUCUUGUGCAGCUGAAGCAAAUAACCCAGAGGUCUCUAAUGACUAUUACCUUUUAAGAAGAAUGAUUGACAUUGAGGAGAACUUUCUUGAGGUUACUGACCUCGGAGAGGAUCUUGCAAUGCAAGUAAUAAGAAUGUGGAUGAAGACUGCUCAUAGGGAUCUUUCAAACUAUCAGUGGCGGCUUGUUGCAAAUGCAAUCGGCCAAUGUUCACUACCAAUAUUUGUCAAACUAGUCUUUGCUGAAAUCUGUCGCUGGCGGAGCUACACAAAGCCACAAGAAACACAUCUGGCUUCAACUGUCAUGGAUUCAAUCAUGAUGCUGUUUGAAAGAAUUGAGAAGCAGCAUGGUCGCAUAUUGGUAUUCCAUGCUUUGGCCUACAUAACAGCUGCUAAAAGUGGACUGUCAGAAUCUGAAUUAGAAGAUUUGAUUUCCCUAGAUGAUAAGGUACUUGAUGAUGUCUACCAGUAUCAUCUUCCACCUGUUCGAAGAAUACCUCCUCUGUUGUGGACACGUAUUCGGAAUGAUCUGCCAAAUUAUCUGUCUGAAAGAGAAGCUGAUGGUGUCAGUGUUAUGAACUGGUACCACAGACAGUUUCGUGAUACAGCGAAAGAGCGUUACUUCAAAAAUAUGAACAUGGCCUUUUACUUCCACUCAUCAAUUGCUGAUUACUACCUUGGAAUAUGGGGUGGUGGCAAUCCUAAACCUUUUAAAUAUACAGAAAUACAGAGGCACAGGUUUAAUCUCACUGAGAAGGAAGGUUCUGCUGACAGGAAAGUUCCUAUUCAACCUCUAGUAUUUUAUUCAAAGGAUGGGAAUGUUUCACGUUAUAAUUUAAGAAAGUUUGGAGAACUGCCUUUCCAUCUGGUUAGAUCAAGAAGAUUCCAGGAUUUGUUUGAAAAUGUCUUAUUUAACUACGAGUGGCUGCAUGCAAAGUUAUCCUCAUGUCCUCUCCAAGCAGUACUCAGUGAUUUUGAAGAUGCUUGUGUGAAUGUGGGAGACAGAGAGGCAACAAGGGAACUGAUGCUGGUUGCAGAUGCAUUGAGACUUGGUGGAGCAAUUCUCAGUGUGUACCCUAACAUGCUUGCACCUCAGCUGGUUGGAAGACUGUUGCCAGAAAUUGGUGCUAACCCCAAUGUGAAGAUGCUCUUGCGCCAGUGUGAUGAGAAGGGUCCAGAGCAUUGUGCUUGCUUACCACUCUACCAUUGUUUACAUACUCCUGGUGGACCUCUUAAGUAUUCUCUAGAGGGCCACCAGUUUGCUGUGUUUGGAUUUUGUUUAACCUCUGACUUUCGGUACAUUGUCUCAAUUUCAAAUAAGUUUAUCACUUGGGAUUUGUCAACAAGUGAUCUUACAAGAGAAGUGAACCCAGGAAUACAAGGAAUAAUGCAGCAAAUGAUUUUGAGCCCUGAUAAUCGUUUUGCUGCAGCAUUUACUAACAACAACCAGACAGUUCUGUUAAAUAUGCUCACUAGUGAGUAUGUUGUGAUUGAAAAUCCUCUGCCUGAUGAUCAGCCAAUAACGGCAGUAUUUCUUUUAAAUGCUCACCUGUUUAUUCUUGGUCCUCGGAAAUGGUGCCAAUUUAACAUGCGUGGCCAAAUGGAGGAAAUACAUGAUGUUCCCUCUGCAACUGAUAAAUUUGUUGUGUCAACUGCUGAUUUCACAUCACUUGAAGACUAUCGUCUGUUACUUUGGACAGGUGAUCUGGAGGAUCAGGAUAUGCAGCUCCAUUAUUUCACUGAAAAUGGUUCUGCUGAAAUUCUCAGCUUUCAUAGUGCAAUGGUACUUACAGAAGACAAACAAAAAGUUUACUGCUGCGCAAACAGUGAUCACUACCAGGUCAUGCAGUUCAUAUUUGACAGAGAAGCUAUGGAAUGGAUUCAGGAAAGGAGCCUGGGUAGGACACCGAAUGACGAGGUGGAGGCGCUGCUGCAGCUGAAGCUGGACAAGGCAGAGGAGACACUGCUGGGCACGACGAGCAACGGCUUCGUGGUGUGGGACGUGCGCGCCAGCGAGCCCGCGCCGGCAGUGCUGGCGCUGCCGCACGGCGUGCGCAACAUCUCCACCCGCAUCCUGCACUCCAACUCCUGCAUGGUCUCCGCUGCCAGGGACUUCGCCGUCGCAGGCGUCAGGAAGAAUCUGUAUGUUUGGAAUCUGGAGACAUGCGCGUUGCUGAAAGUACUGGAUGCUCAUUUUGGGAGGAUAAUCUCCCUGGAACCACUCACUAUCGGAAACUGGAAUUCCGUGAUAACGUCGUCGAUCGACCGCACGGUGAAGGUGUGGAACAUCAACAACAUCUUCGAGCAGGUGCACGUGAUCGACCGGCACGAGGUGCAGGUGGACUGCGUGCGAGUGUGCCAGGAGGCGGGGUUGGCGGUGACGGUGACGCGCGGCUGCGUGGGCGUCUGGGACCUGCAGCUAGGCCGCCUGCUCGCCAGGCUCGCCGACAGCCCGCUCGGGGCCAUCGUCACGCACGCCGAGAUCACCCCCGACAGCAGAUACAUCGUGUCCGCAGAAUCUGGAAACAUCUUGAUAUGGAACCGUCUAACUGAGCAAGUUCUGUUCAAAGACGAACAGCCUGGUGUUCAACAAAUUACUCUACUCGAAGGUGGAGCCAAAUUCCUGGCUGUCUCAAAGUCUGAAGCAACACAAGGAAGUAAUGAAGGAAUGCGUGUUAAUGCGACAGGAGUCGUGCGGUCUAUUCCUGAAGGUACGAAACUAUAUUCAUUCGAGUACCCAGUGAGAUGUACUCCUGGUGUGCCAUUUAAACCUGGAGUUGUAACAUGUGACGAUAGUUACAUUGUCGUGCUUGGAGCCGAUAAAGGUGCAAGAGAUUGUUUGUACGUAUAUAAUGCACGAACAGGCGCCAGUAUGCAUAAGAUUCCUCUGAGAGCAGCUUCAGUUAAGGAUGUCGUGAGUUUAAUAGCAAUGCCCCACAAAGCUCAACUUGUUGCGCUAAUUGAUGCGGAAAAGGGCAGUAUUAUUGAUAUAAGACAGAAACGUGUUGUCAGAAGUGUUCCAAAAUGGGGAGGAAGCUGUACAAAAGAUGGGAAAUUUGGACUGUACGCUCCUUCAAGAGGAGGGCUAGAACUUCUGGAACUAAAACACGGAACAACUGUGAAGACAUUCAUACCUAAAGUGGCUGAAGGUGUAUUCACAGUUAUCUGUAUGUUUAACAAAACAGAUGAAUAUGUCCUAUACUACCAUAGCGGCAAGAAGACGCUCAGAGUGUUCAGGACUCAAGACGCUGAGAUGAUCGCUAACUACCGCGUGCAAGCGGAGCUGACAGCGAUCGAGAGCACCGAAGACGGACGCGCCGUCGUGCUGGGCACCGUCGAUGGCUGCGUCUCUGCGCUGGCGCUAGCGGACCCCGACAAGGCCGACGUUGUCAGCUUCCUCACCACUCUGCCCUCCCGCGACGAGGAGUGGAAGAAGAAAGCAGAGAAGCUAAGAGCGACGACGAGAUUCAAGGCUGCCAUGUCGAUUGCGAAGCUGACGACGCAGUUCAUGGCCAGCGCAGGCAUCCCGGCCCACCCUGACGACGUGGACGACGAAGAAGAGGAGGAAGCUGAGCAAUAG